AUGGAUUAAGAAAAAAGAAGAAGAUGGAUUCAAAUAUAAUAAUAAAAACUUGAGGAUAUUAGAUUAAGGAAGUUUACUCCAGUUAACUAUAUGAAAAAUGAUAAUAUUAGAUUAAGUAAAACUGAAAAGAUUAUAUAAUUGAAAUAGCCAUAAAUGUUAAGACAUUAAUAAACUAUGGCUAUUGAUGAAUAUAUUUCUAAAGGUGAUUGCAAAUUAAUCUUUUUAUAAUAAUAAAAUGAAGAUAUUGGAUUUAAAACAUUUACAGAAAUGAUGAAAACCAAUUCAAGUUGGUGGGGUAAAGUAGAUUAACUUAAUCCAAAUGAAUCUACACUUAAAAAUAGAUUAUAAUUCAAUCAAUUUUAAGCUAAUCAAUUCACAAAUUAAUUAAAUAGAAAAUGGACAAGCACAGUAAAUGAAAUUACUGGAAUGAUUAACAAAUAAUAAGAGUUAUAACAACUAUAAAAAAUAAAAAAAAUUAAAUUAAAACCUAAACCUAUUCCAUAAAUAGAAGAAAAUGAAGAAAAUAAUGAAGAAAACAAUAAAUAAUUUGAUCCCUCCUCAACUUUUGUUAAAGUUUUCUGGUUUAACAUCUAAAUUAAUGAAUGGAAACCUCCUGUAAGAGAAGGAUGCUCUGUUACUUAUAUACCUUCUCUCAAUAAGGCAUAUAUGUAUGGAGGUAUUGGUAAUGAUUUAUUUAAAAAUGUAAUUGCUUUAAAUACAUAAACUUGGACAUGGAAAGAUAUUGGAGUUGGUAAAGGAGAAGCACCAGUAGAAGGAAGAUUUGGACACACUGCAACAUAAUAUAAACAAAGUAUAAUUAUAUAUGGAGGAGAAAAAAAGUUUAACAAUGUAAUGAGGAUUAGAGAAUGUUAUAAUGAUGUUAGGAUGUUUAAUCCAGCAGAAAAAUUGUGGACAUUAAUAAAAACUAGUGGUGAUAUUAUAGAAGGAAGAAGAAAUCAUAUAGCAUAAUGUGUUGGAAAAUAUUUUAUUAUAUUUGGAGGAAUUAAUUCUUAUGGUAAAGUUUUAAAUGAUGCAUGUGGUUUGAAUUUAGAAACUAAUAAAUGGUAUUUAAUUAUAUAUUAUAGUUUAGGUCUAUUUUACAAAUAGAAAAUUAAUUUCUUGAAGGUGUAUCUGAUGCAGUUUCUGCUUCUUUAUUCAAUGGGGAAGUCAAAAUGGAAAAUCCAUACUUUAGCUAUGAAUGCAAUAAAAAGAAAGGAAAGUAUCCUACUGUUACAUAAGAGGGAAUAUAUGUAUUUGGUGGAAGAAUGUAAAAUGGAGAAGCCACAAAUGAUUUAAGAGUCAUUUAAUUCGGAUUUAAACCUAUUCGAAUAAUUAAGUUAAAAACUAAAGUACUUAUCUGCAAUCAUUUUAGGGGUAAGUCCCAAUUGCUCGUUAUUCUCAUAGUCUUAAUUAUUAUUAUAAUUUGAAUGCUUUAAUUGUUUAUGGAGGUAGAAAUGAUUCAAAAUCGGAUAAUAUACUUAAUGAUUUAUAUGUUUUAUAAUUAAUGUAGAUGAAUUGGGUAUUAGUUUAAUAAAUUGGAGGAUUUAAAUAUGGUAAAUUCAGUCACUGUAGUGUUUCAAUAGAUUCUAAAAUCUUGAUUUUUGGAGGAUACACUUAAAAUGUUUAUGCUAAUGCUGAUAUCUAAUUAAUUGAAUUAGACUAAAAUAAAGUUACUAAAAUGAUAAAAGAAAAUAAGAUUAAUAAUUAAUUGACAAUAAAUAGUUUAGAUUUAUUGACUAAUGCUAAUUUGAAGGUUUUUAAAACUGAAUUUUAUUAAGAUACUACUGAUUUAGAAUAGAAUGAAAUUCAUAAACCAUUUGAUACUAUGAGAAUAAAUUCAAUGAAUCUUAAGACUUUUAUGCCUUUACCUACUAAGAAUAAUUCUUAAUUGAUGCAAGAUUAUAAAUUACUUAGAUUAAAUUCUAAAUUUUCCAAGACUAAUAUAUUUUCAAGUAUUUGA
Molecule: messenger RNA, 1960 nt
Organism: Paramecium pentaurelia
Lineage: Eukaryota; Ciliophora; Oligohymenophorea; Peniculida; Parameciidae
Source: the annotation of a GenBank genome assembly